AUAGAACAUACGAACAGCUGGGAGCACCCAAGACACUGGCAGUUAGAAAAGUGAUGGAGGACAAGUAGGACCUCGGGGGCAAGUAAAAGCAAGAAGCACUUGAAAAAGGAAAGAAAUGUUAAGAUGACCUGGAGGGAAGAAAAAGAGAUUUGGGAGAAGAAGACAGUAUUGUUGAUAACACUGGGAAGGGAUUUUGCUAUACAUUAGCAUUUGACAAAUAGGGGAAACUUUAUUUGUUUAUUUGUUUGGUCAGAAGAAAUAAAAAAAAAAUUCAUCACUGAAGAGGUAUCCUGAUAAUGUAAACAUUGUGAUAAGCUAAAAACUGGAACCAUCUAGAAGAAUAAGACCCAUCAUGUCCUUCUCAGGCCAUGCCCAAAAGACCAGCAAAAGGACUUUUCCAAUGGAAUCUGUUCUAAUGCCCCAAGUUCCACGUGGCAAUUACUUGCAUCUUCAGGAAGAGAAGCAAAGACUACAGCUCAAGAAAUUCCUUCUUCAUAGGAUGUUUCUUGUGGCCAAGAUAACAGCAAACACAGAAAAAAAAAAUAUUGCUGACUACUAUGAACAAGUGCUUCAGUCAACUUUAAAACUUCACAUAGGAGAAGCAGUGACAGGGUUUUUGCUCAUCUAUCCUACUUCUAUUCUGCAUAUCCUUGAGUCCUCCAGUGAUAUGCUUUACCAAAUUCUUUUAGAUCAUCUUGACCAGAAAAAGAAUGAUACAGAAUUUUUUAUCCAAGGGAUGAAAAUUAUAGUUGUGUCCCAUAACAUCCCGACAAGACUCUUCAUGCAAUGGCAUGUAUCAGAAAUAAAAGCUCCAGUCAUGUAUCUCGAUGAUGUCACACAGACACAGUCCCUAGAAGAGGUCAUCACCGAGUUUCUCACCCAGACUCACAAACUGGCAAUUCACCUUUUAAAGACUGUGAAAGUGAGUGCUAAAGGACCAGGGGAUAACUUGCACCAACUAGCACCUGAAUUGCUCAUCCCAGAACAAAUAAUAAAGUACUUGUACAAAUCUGAAGAAUUCAUGGAUCCAGAAGCUUUCCUAAACAUGUAUAAUAAACCCAUACAUAUCACUUUGGAUUCUGAGGUGGUAUGGCCUGCUCCUUCCCAUUUCUAGGAUUGAGAGAGAUGUGGUUAAUGUGGCCCAAUCUCUCAAGGAAUUGAUGCUACUUAAAUAAAAAGAAAACACUUC
Panthera uncia (snow leopard) is the source of this 1189-nucleotide messenger RNA. RefSeq names its product testis expressed 47 (gene TEX47). The transcript has 2 exons. NCBI's taxonomy places the organism in Eukaryota, Metazoa, Chordata, Mammalia, Carnivora, Felidae. The record is from RefSeq and is a predicted model, not a curated record. The coding region runs from base 353 to 1114 and encodes 253 amino acids.